AUGGCGAGCAAAGAUGGAGGUCGCGAGUUUCUCGUCCUCUUCGCGCACCACAACAUGUACUUCAACAUGCGGUUCCAGGAGCUGCAGGCGUUAGCGGCGCUGCUGGGCGUGAGCGCGCAAGAGCUCUAUGCGGAGGCGAAGCCAACAGCACUGUCCGCCUCCAUGGCAGUUUUGGUGCGACUGCCCGGUGGGGAGGCCGACGCGAAGAAGAUCUGUGAGCGGUCCGUCCUGGUCAAGGCCAUCCUCGAAGUCUGGGCCCAGGGCAGCCAAUGGACAGAAGUGGUAGAGGCCUGCCUGGCCCAAACCGAGCUUCGAAGGCAGCGCCGCCAGUACCUGGCACCGCCAAGGAGCAUCUGCCUGCGCGUUGAGUCAUUUGGCAAAACAAUGACCAUGGAGGAGAAGACGGCGGUCAUGGAGACGCUGCGUCCACUCUUCGAUGGCGACGAGGUUGUCGACCUCCGUGAUCCAGACACGACGCUGUGGGUACUGGAGGAGCAUUCGCACCGCAGCGAUGAGAAGACGCACCUGGGAAAACGGACAAGGCCGCCUCAACGAGUCGUCCUGGGUCGACAGGUCGCCGGCGGGCGAAGCACGGACAAGAAGCUGAAGAGCGGCGAGAAGUGCUUCUUCCACCGCUACGACCUCUCCAAACGCGCCGUGCUCGGUCCAACUACGCUCGACAACGAGCUGUCCUUCAUCAUGGCCAACUGUGCUGGCGUCCGGUCACGCCAGCUGGGAAUGGACCCCUUCUGUGGGACGGGCGGCCUUCUCAUCGCCAUGGCACACUUCGGCGCGAAGCUCUUCGCAGGAGAGAUCGACAUACGCGUGGUGCGCGGCUGGAGGAUCGCCUACACCAAGAACAAGGCCGCCAUGCUCGACGCCGCAAGGAGCCGCGGGCUGGCAAAAGGCCCGAUACCCGCCGCCGAUGCCACGCAAGCAGCCAACGAGUGCUCUGGCAGCUGCGACAGCGCCAGCAGCUGGAGCUUGCAGUAUCUACGGGGAUUGGGGUUGCCGCUUGCGGUGGCGGAUGGCGCAGGGGCCAGCAAGGCGCCCAAGCAGCCCAACAACCACAACGCGAAAGCCGAGAAGGAUCCGGCACUCACCAGUGCUGGAGGCUGCAAUAUCUUCACCAACUUCGUGCAGUAUGGAUUCCCAAGUCCGGAGGUCGUCGUCUGUGACAACGCCAUGCCACCGUGGCGAGGGGUGGCCAGGGGAUGGCUGGACUUCAUCAUUACCGACCCUCCCUAUGGAGUGCGAGCGGGAGCGAAGAAGUCGGGUCGAGAUGAGACGAAGAAGCAGGUUGUGAUCCAGGAUGUGAGCAACUACAUCCCCUCCAAAGUCUCUUACGGUGAGGAGGAGCUGUCUGAAGACCUCCUCACCUUUGCCGCGGCGAGCCUGGUGGACGGGGGGAAGCUCGUCUUCCUGGUCCCGGUGGACUUGGCAGACUUCUUGGGAAUCGACCGAGCGGCUGUGGAGCAGGACAACGAGGGCGCCAGGCCGAAUUUCCACGACAUCUGCCACCCGAAAGCUGGGCGGAAGAAGGAUCCCAGGCUUUGCGUCUCGGAGACCACGCGCGACCCGCUGCUCUUGGAUGAGAGCCGCUACGUCGACUUCAUUCCUCAGCACGGCUCGCUGCAGCUUCUCGGGGCCUCUCUGCAAGUUCUCAGCGGCGGCUUGGGCAGGCUUCUGGUGACCAUGCAACGGCGGCCGCGGUAG
Messenger RNA from Symbiodinium natans, 1716 nucleotides. Lineage: Eukaryota; Dinophyceae; Suessiales; Symbiodiniaceae. The record is from the annotation of a GenBank genome assembly.